GUUAAUAUGAAAUUCGCAAUUGUAACUGUGCUUAUCGUGGCCGCCGUAGUAGGCACCCACGCCGUCGACUGGUCGUCCGUCAAGUCGCUGAACAUUGAGCCCAAAGUGCCCAUGAUUCGUCGUCAUGAUGCGCCAAAUGGUCGCAUUACCAAAGGAGAAACUGCUGGUCGUAAUCAGUUCCCCUACCAAGUGGGCCUAAUGUUGUACGUCAAUGGAGGCGCUGCCUGGUGUGGCGGCACCUUGAUCAGUGACCGUUGGAUUGUAACUGCUGCUCACUGCACAGAUGCUUUGACAACUGGUGUGGAUGUGUAUCUGGGCGCCUGGGAUCGCACCAACAAGAAGGAGGAGGGUCAGCAAAUCGUCUUUGUCGAGACUAAGAAUGUGAUCGUUCACGAAGAAUGGAAGCCCGAUACCAUUACCAACGAUAUCUCCCUGAUUAAACUGCCAGUGCCUAUCGAGUUCAACAAGAACAUUCAGCCCGCCAAGUUGCCCGUCAAGUCCGAAAAAUAUAGCAGCUAUAGCGGUGAGACAGGCAUAGCUUCCGGCUGGGGCAAGACCAGCGAUGCUGCCGCUGGAGCCACGGACAUACUGCAGUUCAUCAACUCACCCAUUAUGUCGCACACUGGUUGCGCUCCUUGGUAUGUGGGUCUGGUACAGAGCACCAACAUCUGCAUUAAGACAACUGGCGGCAUCUCCAUCUGCAAUGGUGAUUCUGGCGGCCCAUUGGUAUUGGCUGAUGGCAGCAACACUCUGAUUGGUGCCACCUCCUUUGGCAUUGGCUUUGGCUGUGAGUCCGGCUGGCCAGGUGUCUUCACUCGCAUCACCUCCUUCUUGGACUGGAUUGAGGAGCAUACCGGCAUUGUCAACAAGGGCAAUUAAAUGUUAAAUGCUUAAAGAACAAUAAAUGCUUAUUAUGCAAAAAAAACAAA
This is a messenger RNA of Drosophila busckii, 929 nucleotides long. Its product is annotated as brachyurin. Bases 7 to 879 code for a protein of 290 amino acids. Gene Ontology annotation, biological process: proteolysis. Lineage: Eukaryota; Metazoa; Arthropoda; Insecta; Diptera; Drosophilidae. The record is from RefSeq and is a predicted model, not a curated record. The transcript has 2 exons. Gene Ontology annotation, molecular function: serine-type endopeptidase activity.